GCGUAGUGACAGCGAAUGUCAUUUAGAUGUCACUCCCCCGCUAUAAAAAUUGUUGAGUAGAAAACAGAUAAAAUUACUAAUUUUGACCCAAUUUAAUCAGAUAAUAUCCGAAUUAACAUAAAAAUCGGCUACGUUAGAUGUGAUAAUAAUAAGUUUAGACUCAUCAUCUACCUGACAAUCAAAAAAAUGCCCAAUAUAUCUAAGAAAGCUAAAGAAAAGUGCCUCAAAACUUUCGGAGAGCAUCGCACGUUUUUAUCGAGGAUAACGAAAACAUUGUAUUACGGAAAACUUCCAACCACAGAUAGACUUAGUUUUCCUGUAACGGAAUUUGCAACUGAAUUAUUUUCUGAGGCCAAGAAAGGAGCUUCCUUAGAACGUUUACAUUACAACGAUGCUGCUACAAUAUCCAGAAACGCUUGCGUCUCCCCUUGCUCGUUUAUAUUGGCGAUGUUAUAUUUGGAACGGUUAAAAAGUUGUAAUCCUGAAUAUUUACAAAAAGUUGCACCAUCUGAAUUAUUUUUGGUUUCAUUAAUGGUUUCAAGCAAAUUUCUUUUCGAUGAUGGUGAAGAUGAUGAAGUUUUUAUUGACGAAUGGGCUUUAUCUGGUGGGGUUACUAAAAAAGAUCUUGUUAAACUUGAACAGGAAUUCCUCAAAGCAAUAGAUUGGAACAUUUUCGUAAAUGAAGUAACAUUUUGGAAAAAACUUGGUGAACUGGAACGAAUUUUAGCAAAGAAAGAGGGUAAAAUCCGUGGUUGGUUUACCUACACAGAAUUGUGUAAUCUUUCGACGAAUUUUGACACUUACUCGCUUUAUAACUAUUUGUUUUCUUUAUCUAUGGUUUUAAUUGUAACAUAUACAGCUGGAAUUUUAACAAUCGUUGGGGCAAUGUUUAUUGUUAGCCACAUACCAGGAAAUUGUUUGAGACCUCUGCAACCUAUACAAGAAGCCGAAAACAAUUUAAUUACAAAUAAUAGUGUAAUUAUAAACACACCAAUUAAAUACGAACUAACCAAGUUCGUAAAUAAUAAACAUUCAGUUGAUGUCGUUAAUGUAUUAAAGGCGGGAUUAAUUUUGGCAUCAAUAAAGACAUCUUAUUAUUCUCACACUAACGAUUCGUUUUGUUGCGACACCAAUAACGAAAUAAAUGAAGAUAAUAAAGAGUUUAUUUCGUGGGAUUGGUGGAAUAAUCCGACGAUGGACUGGUUAACAAAGAUUUCGGAAAAUGCUCAAAGCUUUGUUUUGUUUACUGUCAAUUUAAAAAUUUUUAAUUACGAUUAUUCUGAUGUACAAAUAUCAAAUUCGAAGGUAAUGGAAUUGCGGGAUCAUAUUCAUAAGGGAACCGCAACUCGAAUUCAAGAUCAAUUGGAACGAUCUUGGCAUAAAGAAUGGACGGAUGUGUUGAAAGGCGGGUUUAAUCAAAAAAUGUUUAAUAAUUAUAUGAAGAAUUUAAAAGUUUAAUUCUUUCUUUAAUAAUACGAAAUAAA
Onthophagus taurus is the source of this 1484-nucleotide messenger RNA. RefSeq names its product protein CNPPD1. Gene Ontology annotation, molecular function: cyclin-dependent protein serine/threonine kinase regulator activity; protein kinase binding. The record is from RefSeq and is a predicted model, not a curated record. Gene Ontology annotation, biological process: regulation of cyclin-dependent protein serine/threonine kinase activity. Gene Ontology annotation, cellular component: cyclin-dependent protein kinase holoenzyme complex; nucleus. Lineage: Eukaryota; Metazoa; Arthropoda; Insecta; Coleoptera; Scarabaeidae.